Messenger RNA from Vitrella brassicaformis, 1934 nucleotides. The record is from the annotation of a GenBank genome assembly. Lineage: Eukaryota; Vitrellaceae.
GUUUUUGUUGGGGUGAACCCGCCGAACACGCAAGCACUCACAUCAAAGGUCUAACGACUAAUCGAACGGCCUGUGUGGGCAUGGAUACAUAAAAAACGCACAGAUGGACACGCGGAGAGAUUCUACCACAGGGACGCACAACAGCUGACGCAAUACGCACCAAACAGUACGUGGGACACUCGUCCAUCAAAGCUUUUGUUGGAUGAAAGGCAGCCAGCCCGGGGGUGGGAAUCCACAAGCUGGCGUGGAUGCAGCAGCAUUUCCAUGCAUUGAUUUGAUGCAAACAAACGUCACACAUAGACAAAACGACGGGCAUCAUGGACGGAUGGAUUGAUGGAUGGAUACGGUCCGGCCAUGGGUCGGUCGGUCUGUCUGUCUGUCUGUCUUUGGUUUGAUUUGAUAAGUCUAAGUGGUGUCCAUGGGGGCCUCGCCGCCCUCUGCCGCCGUCACCUCGGACGCAAGACGAUCCAAAUACACCUGCAGCUCCUCAUUCGACAGUACUGACCACACACACGCGCACAUGAAGACAGAGAGGGCGCUCGUGGAUGACACCCAGAGGCUCCUGCUUACUUUUGAACUUCUGCUCCGCCCCGACGAUUGCGAUGUCGACACUCUCAGCAGUGAUCCUGCACACGCAACGUGGGAUGGCAUGCAUCGGAUGUGUGUAGAUGAGUGGGUGCAGUGUCUCGCUCACUCGUCGUCUGCAGUCUCUGAUGCCUUCUUGAGAGCCUUGAGCGCAUGCAUGAUCAGAUCGUCGACAGACACUGCACACGCGGAAGACAGAGGAAAGAAGCGAGGGGGCAGGUCAGGGCAGGUCGUGUGGCGUCCAGUCAGCCAGUCCAUUACCUUCUUUGAACGUCUUGAAGUGCUUCUCGAGGUAGGUCUUGGCUGACUGACAACGGCUGCCCAGCGCCAUGGCCUGUGUCAUGUCAAUGCGAUGCGUCGAUAUUCCUUCAUCACGCAAGACUCUUCUGCUGCUGCAGUGCUGUGCUGUGCUGUGGUGUGGUCGUCACCUCGUAUUCGAAGUAGUUGCCGCUCGGACACGUCUCGAAGAGAUGCGGGCCAGUCAUCUGACACAAGGCAUGCAUGACACAGACACAAAUCAACCCAAGCCAACAGACCCGAUGAUGACUGUGUGUUGCAUCCAUCCGUCCGUCCGUCCGUCCGUCCGUCCAGGUGUGAAUGGCUCACAUCGCUUCCCGCGACGAGCAGCCCCACGCCAUAAGGACGCUUGCCCAUCCUCUGCGUGUUGGCCUGAGACCCUGAGGUACACACACAACACAGACAAACAUGCACCACAUGGGGGUGGGGGUGCGGGUGUCAGGGAGGCGUCCGUGUCGUUGCUCACUGUCGCCGACGUCAGCCACGAGUCGUCCGACGGGCAGCGCCUCAUCGAACUCGUACUUCUCCUGCUGACACUGGGUCCGCAUGUACGAAGCCAGCACACCUGCAUCAAUCAACAUCAAUCAACGUUCGUUCGUUCAACAGGGGGCCCCUCCCCUUCCUAUGUCUGUCGAGCAAGUAUGUUCGACUGACGCACGUGCAUCUGCAGUGAGCCCGGAGGCGGCGAACCCGACGUGAUCAUCGACCUUGUACAGCUUCUGCUGGUGCGAAGACAUCUGCGUCUGGGCCUUCUUCAGCGCUCCCAACACCUGCACACAACAAACAAACAACGUGUUUGAUUCCUGUGGCAGGGGGGCGUGCGUGCCUGCCUGCCAGUGUGUUGUUUGCGCUGUGUGCUGUGCUGACCACGUGUGUCUUAGAUCUGAGUCCGACGACACAGGUGCCCUGCUUGACGGCCUCCAUGGCGUACUCUAUCUGGUGGAUGCGCCCCUGAGGACUCCAUGUCGUCGGGUCGGUGUCGUACAGAUUACGAUACAUCCUCUGAGCCUUUCGCUGCUGUUAAGCCGGUUAGGCCUGCGCCGGGAUAGAUC